UUAUAAUUGAAUCGUUAUCUAAAUAGAAAUUCACAAAAGUAGUGGGGCAGAUUAUAUGGAUCUUUAACUUAUAUACCUAGUCAAUAUCAAAUAUGACAUAUACAAGUGUUUCUUACAUAACGUAAACCAACUAUUCGAUAAUUGGGCUAACCUAAAUUUGAAAAAAAAAAUAGUUAAUGAUGACCCUCCAUAGAUUCACCUAUAUAAGCCGCAGCUAAAGUGACAAAAAUGAGAGCUUGAAUCCCGCUUGUAAAUAAUCCAAGGAACAUAACAGGUAUAGGAACCACUAAAGGUACUAAAGAAACAAGAACAACAACUACUAAUUCAUCGGCUAAUAUAUUUCCGAAAAGUCGAAAACUAAGUGAUAGGGGUUUUGUAAAAUCUUCUAAGAUGUUAAUGGGUAAAAGAAUUGGAGUUGGUUGAAUGUAUUUACUGAAAUACCCUAAUCCUUUUUUGCUAAGACCCGCAUAAAAAUAUGCUACUGAUGUGAGUAAAGCUAAAGCAACCGUCGUAUUUAUAUCAUUCGUUGGUGCUGCUAACUCCCCUUGAGGUAACUGGAUAAUUUUCCACGGUAAAAGGGCUCCUGACCAGUUAGAAACAAAAAUAAAUAAAAACAGGGUUCCAAUAAAGGGAACCCAAGGACCGUAUUCUUCUCCAAUCUGGGUUUGACUCACAUCUCGAAUGAAUUCAAGGACAAAUUCAAAGAAGUUUUGGCCGCCAGUUGGAAUGGUUUGUGGAUUGCGAACCGCUAGAGCUGCGGAACCUAAUAAGAUAGCAAUUACAACCCAAGAAGUAAUAAGGACUUGCGCAUGGACUUGGAACCCCCCUAUUUGCCAAUAGAAAUGUUGGCCUACUUCUACACCAGAUAUCUCAUACAAAGUGAGGAUUUGUGGUGAACCUUGUUGCAACGUUAUCUUAUCUCUUUAAUUAGGUAGGUCCAAACGAUGCUGUUGGCCACAAAUUUCUUGUGGAAAAUUGAUGAUACCAACUGUUUCCGGAAACUUUCGUUCUUGCUUAUUUUAGUCAGUCAAUGUUUGUGUGUUAGUAUGUAACUAAUAUCUUCUUUGUUAAUUAUUCCUCCUUAUCAAAAAAGCUCUACGAUCUCCCAGCAAGAAAAAAAAAAACAAUGGCUUCUUCUUCUUCUUCUUCUUCUUCUACUGCUUUAACUCUUUUGGCUCCUCCUUCUUCUUUGCCUCACAAUUGGAAAUACCAUGUUUUCCCAAGCUUCCAUGGACCAGAUGUCCGCAAAACCAUUCUCAGCCACGUUGUCAAGGAGCUCAUGAGCAAAGGAAUCGACCUAUUCAUUGACAAUGAUAUAGAGAGAAGUAAGUCCAUCGGUCCUGAGCUCGUAGAAGCUAUUAGAGGAUCGAGGAUUGCUAUUGUCUUGCUCUCCAAGAACUACGCCUCUUCCACAUGGUGCUUGAACGAGCUGGUGGAGAUCAUCAAGUGCAGAGACGAACUGGGGCAAACAGUGAUGUCAAUUUUCUAUGAAGUGGAUCCAACUGAUAUAAAAAAGCAAACUGGUGAUUUUGGGAAGGUCUUCGAAGAAACUUGUAAAGGAAAAACAGAGGAGGAGAUCCAAAGGUGGAAACAUGCGUUGACAGAAGUGGCCCAAAUCGCAGGUUUCCAUUCAAAUAAUUGGGAAACUGAAGCAGAGAUGAUUGAAGCUAUUGCGACUGAUGUUUCGAACAAGCUGAACCUUUCAGCACCUUCCAGUGAUUUCGAAGACUUAGUUGGGAUGGAAUCUCAGAUGACAAAAAUUAGACGAUUGUUACAGCUAGGUUCGGAUGAAUCGGUGAGGAAAAUAGGGAUCUUGGGUCAGUCUGGGAUUGGUAAGACCACCAUCGCUAGAUAUAUAUUCAACCGAUGCUCCCAAGAUUUCCAAACAAGUGUCUUUAUAGGUAAUAUCAGAAGAAACUAUGCCAUGCCAGCUUAUUCAGACAAGCACAGUGUGAAGUUGUAUUUACAAGAGAAGCUUAUGUCUCAAGUAACCAAUGAUAAGGAUAUCAAGGCUCCACAUUUGGGAGUCGUCAAAGAUAGGUUGAAAGACAAGAAAGUUCUUCUUGUCCUUGAUGAUGUUGAUCAGUCAGUACAAGUGGAAGCCAUGGCAAACGAAACUUGUGUUGGUCCUGGGAGUUUGAUUAUUAUCACCACACAAGAUCAAAGGGUCUUAAAAGCAAGUGGGAUCGACCAUAUACACAAGAUGGAUUUACCAGGAGAUGAUGAAGCUCUUCAAAUCUUCUGCAUCAAUGCUUUUGGUCAGAAAUACCCAAAGGAUGGAUUCGAGGAGCUUGCUUGGAAAGUUAUGGAUCUUGUAGGUAGACUUCCAUUGGGGUUAGAGGUUAUGGGAUCCUAUUUUCGGGGAAUGUCUGAGCAAGAAUGGACAAAGGCACUACCAAACUUAAGGGCUCACCUUGUUCGUAAUGGAGAAAUUGCGAACAUAUUAAAGUUUAGUUAUGAUGCCUUAUAUGAUAAAGAUAAAGAUUUAUUUCUUCAUAUAGCUUGCUUUUUCCAUUUUCAAGUAGUUGAUGUAGUGGAAGGCUGUCUAAAAGAAUCUUUUUUGGAUGUGAGACAAGGGCUUCACGUCUUAUCUCAAAAAUCUCUCAUUUCUACUAAACACGGAAGGAUAGAAAUGCCUAAGUUGCUAAUCCAGCUGGGAAGAGAAAUUGUGCGACAAGAAUAUCCAAGUGAACCUGGAAAACGACAGUUUUUGAAUGAUGCAAAGGAUAUUGAAGACGUACUUGGUGAUGAUAACGCUGGUAAUAACAGUGUCAUAGGAAUAUAUUUCGAUGACAAUCAGGAAAUAACAUCAUCGACAAGUGAAAGAGCCUUUGAAAGGUUUUCUAAUCUUCAAUUUUUAGAGAUCGUUGGCAAAGGCAUUAAUCCGCAAAGUAUGAACUACAUUUCCCGAGAACUUAGAGUACUAAAAUGGUGGGAGUUCCAGAUGACAUGUUUUCCUUCAAGUUUUAACCCAAAAUUCCUAGUCAGACUAGACAUGAAUUUUAGCGGUCUUACGAAAUUGUGGAAAGGAAAUAAACCACUUAACAGUCUCAAGUGGAUGGAUUUGAGUUAUUCAAAAAGAUUGAAAGAGCUUCCUGAUCUCUCAACUGCCACUAAUCUAUAUUACUUGGAUCUCAGCUAUUGCUCGAGUCUGUUGAAACUCCCUUCCUCUAUUGGGAAUGCAAUCAAUCUCCAGAGAUUGAAUCUCAGUGGUUGUUCAAGCCUGGUGAAACUCCCUUCCUCCAUUGGGAAUGCAAUUAAUCUUGAAGAACUGGAUCUCAGUCUUUGUUGGAGUCUGGUCGAUCUCCCUGCCUCUAUGAGAAAUCUUGGUAGAUUGUCGGAAUUGAAAUUAGAGGGAUGCUCAAAGUUAGAGGUUAAUCUGGCCAACAUCAACUUGGAAUCUCUAGUAGUUCUCGAUCUCUCAGGUUGCUCUUCAUUGAAAAGUGAUCUUGAGAGUUCCACAGACAUUCAAGAGCUUGAUUCAUGGAGAGGGAGAAUAGGUCGAAUAGUACUAAGGGGAAUGAAGAAGCCGGUAUCACUCCUACCGCUUGUGGUAGGAGAACAUGUAUUAGAUUGGCUUUUGUUGAAAAGUGAUCAUCAAGAGAGUUCCACAGACAUUCAAGAGCUAGUAGAUCCAUGGAUCGGGAGAAUAUCUCGUCUACGUCGACUUAUACUAAGCAGAAUGAGGAAUCUGGUGUCACUCCCACAGCUACCGGGUUCAUUAUUGGAACUAGAUGCAGAAGAUUGUGAGUCACUGGAGAGACUAAAUUGCUCCUUUCGCUAUCCACAUAUUCGUCUCAACUUCCUUAACUGCUACAAACUAAAUCAAGAAGCCAGAGAUCUCAUCAUCCAAACUCCAACAAAUGAAUAUGCGGUCUGUCCCGCUGAAGAAGUGCCUCACUGCUUCACUCACCGAUCUUCUGGCAGUUCUUUAACCGUGAAGUUGGAUCAAACGCCAGUUGGAAAAUCAGCCAAAUUUAAGGCUUGCAUCUUAUCUGCUUCUGAUGACAAAAAUAACAUUCGACUUUUGGAGGGGAUUUUGGGCACUGAGGGUGAGGUUGAUGAAACAGGGGAUAUCACUUCCAAACGAUAUUGGGGAUCUGUCUGUUGUAGCAUCACGUCCGGAGAGAAUGCUUCCAUUGCUUGUAAUAAAAGAGUAGGUCAAGUUUUUUCGGGGCAUCUGUUCACAUUCGAAGUUGAGGUUGAAACAGAGGAGGUCACUUCCACCGAGCUUCUUUUUGAUUUCGCGCUCGUCAAUUCGGAUUCCAAAACAUGGAAGAUAAAAGAAUGCGGGAUAUUCCAACUCAUGGAGGUCCUUUGUUGAGCUUCACAGAUUACGAUGGAUUAUGAACCUUCACACAUUGAGAGCUCUGCAGAUUGGCGAUGAAGAUUAUAAGAAAUUCCAGACUAUAAGAGCAGCUGAGAUUUAGAGAUGAAGAUUAUGGAACUGCAGACAACGAGAGCUUUUUUUUGUAUCUGUUAUGUGACUACUAAGUUUCACUAUACUUUGUGUGAGCAAAAGAAUAAUUGAAUAUGAAUUAUGAUUUAUACUAUAUAUACAUACCAUUUGGU
Raphanus sativus (radish) is the source of this 4572-nucleotide messenger RNA. RefSeq names its product probable disease resistance protein RPP1. Gene Ontology annotation, biological process: signal transduction; defense response. Gene Ontology annotation, cellular component: membrane. The transcript is spliced from 4 exons. Bases 1127 to 4324 code for a protein of 1065 amino acids. The record is from RefSeq and is a predicted model, not a curated record. NCBI's taxonomy places the organism in Eukaryota, Viridiplantae, Streptophyta, Magnoliopsida, Brassicales, Brassicaceae. Gene Ontology annotation, molecular function: ADP binding; ATP hydrolysis activity.